GCCGACUCAUGGGAACUUGUGGCCCUUAAUUGUGCAUUGACCCUAAUGGAGUCUAGGAUCUGGUAGAACUAACAUCUGGGGGCGACAAGCAUGCCGAAAAUUGAUAAUGAAGAACGCAAGUGGAUUGUCGCGAACGGACUCAAACGCAAUUUACAUGGGCUCCCAGCCUUUCUUAAUCACAUUUCGAUCCUACCCACCAUAACCGCAGCCACGUCAAGGGGUGUCCCAGCAGACAUACAUACUGCACGCACGUCUUGUUCAAAAUGGGAUGUACCGAUCUGGAUUGCAACCAGCCACCGGCGCGAGCGCACCACCCUCCCCACGACUGGGGAAGCUCAUCCGGCCAACCCCGCAAAUGUGCAUAGCAAUAUCGACUUGCCGAUAAGCCUUUAUCUCCAGGGUGGUUGCUACUAUGAGUGCUUGAUAUCGAGUGUUUUGUCCGCACCUCAAUGCACGACAUUCGGGUUUACCCGUAAGCUUUGGCGCCACGAUAAAUCGUAUACCGAGCGUAAGGACGUCGGGCCACUGAACCAACUGUUGAUGUGUUUCAUGGCAGCGAGUCGCUACAUCGCGACUCGCGGCAAACUAUCAAUCACAGAAAGAGGAACAAUUGUCCGCGUCUGUGUCGGCUGCAGUGUAUGCCAAAAAUAGGUAGAUGGGCGACAAAAAAACGUGUCGCGGAAGAGUUGUGUUCACGCAAUCUUUCGAAAAUAAGUAGAGUACGCUUGCAAAUAUUCGGGCUAGCUGGUUUUGUCAAGCGAGGGUGAGAUCAACACGAAGCAACUGUGAUCUUAGAGAACAUGUGGACUCGUGUCAGUACGCCUCGUACAAGUCUGUCUUAGUUGGGCGAUCGAAAAGUCCCUCU
Dothidotthia symphoricarpi CBS 119687 is the source of this 865-nucleotide messenger RNA. RefSeq lists its product as uncharacterized. The coding region runs from base 91 to 651 and encodes 186 amino acids. The transcript has a single exon. The record is from RefSeq and is a predicted model, not a curated record. NCBI's taxonomy places the organism in Eukaryota, Fungi, Ascomycota, Dothideomycetes, Pleosporales, Dothidotthiaceae.